AUGUUCCUGUCUGGAGCCAUAAAGGUGUCUGAUACUCAGAUCACAAAGAACACAUGCAAGUGCUACGCAGGUACAACGCGUUCAGUAAGCAAGGUCCAUGGGAAACUCGCCAAAAUCACUGCCCUCAGAAAUUAUCAUGCGUGCAGCAAAAACUCGUGUGGCCUGCCCAGAACGGCAUCCCGUUUGGUAAUACAUAUGUUGGAUGAUCUGCAGUAUGUAGAAUGUUUCAGUGUCGGAUGUCCUGCAGGUAGCCAAUUGUCGUUCUGCAAGAAGAACAAAACAUCCGACUACUGUCAUGACUGCCCCGGAGGAAGCACACAGCCUUUACCCGUGAACUCGAAAACAGUCCGAACCAGAGAGGAAAUCCCGAAAUGCGUACGGGCAAAUAUUGACUGCCCUCCAGAAGCUGUACCAGCUCUCGAAGAUGGAAUCGAUUGUAGGUGUGACGCGUCCCGAGGGUAUAUAGGUAGUGACUACAUGCUUUGUUUGAAAUAUACCAAGUGUCCUCCUGGAACUGCGUUUGAAACAGAAAAUGGGGCUUGCAGGAUUUGUCCUGUUGGAACGUUUAAUCCUGAAAGCGGUUACGGGCCCUGUAUCUCUCACACUGACUGUGCACUAAACAACAGGGAAACUGUUCUGUUUGGAAAUACAACAGUGGAUAAUGUAUGUGGAGAGCUGAUAGAAUUACAAGUCGUUAAUGUGACAACGGCGAACACUCUGCUAAAGGGUAAGAAGGAGAACCGAGAGAAUUUAAGACAAACACCCACCGAGGAAUUGAAACAAAUACCAGAUGCAUCAUUGAAACAUCCGCCGGACAGAGCACUGGUUGUUACUGAGCGACACACGGGUAUCCCGAUGCUCGUUACUCUGGUCAUGGGCGUGAACAUUCUGUUGUUAACUAUACUCCUAAGUGUAGUUAUUUACAAAUGGCGAAAAGGAAUAAACAUUAAUGGUAAACCGAGCAUGCCGGCGAAUGUCGAUCGGACACAGACUGGUGGUAACGAUAAACCAGGAGUCCAGGUAGAAGAAGAUUGCGGACCAGAAUAUGCGUUGAAAGCCACAGAUGAUACUGGCAGUUCUACAGAAGAUCAAAGUUUAAUGAGCAUGACCGGAGAAGAACCAGGGACACUGACCAUCUACCCACAGAUUAACGCUGUCCCCUGUGUUCCUACAGCUCCCUCUAUGACGCCAUCGAUGAUGAUAUAGGCGAAAAUACUUCAUUCUGGCAAAUAUUAUGAAAUCGAUUUCAGUAUCAAUGUAAAAAUAUCUGUGAUGAAUUAUAUAAAGGGAAAGUAAAGUAAUAGUUUCAAGACACGAAUGAAGGUUAUUCCCUAUUGCGAGUGAAAGACAAAAGCAGACUCAUAGUCCAAGUAGAAAAAGACCAGUUGUUUCGGAAGAGUAUGCGUUUUCUGACGAUCGCCAUUUAAACCUUGGUCAGUCCAAAUAAGUAAUGCUUUGUUCCGGAUAAUCAACGGGGAAUUUUUAUUUUGAGUUUUUUUAGAUCCUUAAAAGGAAAGAAAAUAUGUCGGGAAGUGCAGAAAUCCUUAACGUCAUUUUGACCCCACACUGUACGACGUUGCGUUCAACAUGUCGCCAGUCCAAUGUUGAAUGGGCUGUCGAUAUAGUAUCAUGAUGAUUUGUACUGGCAGGAUUGCCUUCCAAAGUACAACAAACAGGAAUUUAAGUAUAACCUGUUGUGUAUGCACUGGAAGUACAUGCAAUCAAACGCUCAAUGGAAUAAUUUCUGAUUCAAUGCUUUCUCUUCCAUCACAGCGGAAUUGAAAACUAAUUGACUGAUAAUUUUUUUUAUCAUCAGUGCAGUGGUAAUUUAUCAAAUUAAUUCUUUGAUUAAAAUGGCAAAAAUAUACAAGGGCAUGGAUACUUAAUGAACUAUGAAACCUUGUUUUAUACAUGUAGUUUUUAAUUAUUAGAAUUAUUUCAUUAUCAACUCUCUAGCAAGGACUAUUGUGACUUGUGAUUACAAAGAGAAAUGAUUGUUUAUUGAUAGAAAUUGGUAUAAAUAGUGCAUCAGUAAGUGACUCUAGUGAUUGCAAAAAAAUUUUGAACCUCGUGACAUUCUCAAAGAAGAUGGGUAAUUGAUUCUCUUUCGGAAUUACAAUAAUGUAUAUAGAUUACAUAAUGGACUUGUGACUAACUUUGCCUUGAAAAGUCUAGAAUUAGUAGUUAAAAUAUGAUGGGGAAUUCUGUACUUGAGCCACUGUAGUGUAGCAUUUUUCGUCACCUGAAAUGGCAUUUUAUAGAAAGUUUCCCAGUCAUUGUUAAUUAGUUCAAACUGUUUUCCCCAUUUUACCUCACCUACUGGCUCUCUACGCCUGUGUUUAGAAUAUUAUAAGAAAUAUUUUGAUCCUUUUAAAUGUCUUAUAAAAAUAUGGAUAUAAAAUGGAAUUAUGGAAGUAUUUUCUAUAGGUAGUUUAUCUGACAAAACCUUUUUGACUGUAGAUAUGAUCCCUUGAUAUUUUACAUAUGGUUACAUUGUAUGCCUGCAAAAACUCUUAGAAACUGAGAAAAUAUACAGUCAUCUUGCCAUUUACAUACUCACCCCCAACAUUUAUUUGGACAUCAAUCAAUUCUUUAAUAUUGAGGACCACUUACCUGGUGUAUGAUGUAGUCUUCUAGCCGGACUCAGUUUCAAUGCAUCUUCAAAAGCCCUUAUAUUGACCAUUUUUAAUCUACCAUUUAUAUAGUCUUGCACAACAGUAUUUCUCUUAAUUUUGUCUACUUUACUAUUCCACAAGAAUUCAAAUAUAAUGGACUCAAUUCUCUUUAAAGUCUUUUCAUCUGGGUUUGGUAAAGCAAUGAAGAAGAGAUUGAGCUGUGAAGUCAAAAGGGAUUUGAUUGUGUGUAUUUGUCCUAUUGGUGUAAGAUUUCUUCUUUUCCAAGUAUUCAUAAGUGCUUUUAAUUUUACUAUUUUCUUGUCAUAAUUAAUUUUUAGCAUAACAUGAAGAUUGACGUCAAAUUCUAUCCCAAAAAGACUGAACCUUUCCUUUCCCCUCAGCAGAUUCAGUUCUGGCAUAAAUGUUUCACUGCUAUAUUUCUUAGCCCCUAUCCAUAUGACCUGAGUCUUAUCAAUGUUUACUUUAAGUCCAGAGAUGCCUGCAUAAGUAUUUAGUUCUUUCAAAGAUUCAAAUAACGACUGUUCACGCCCAUCUAACAUGAAAAAAGUGUCAUCGGCAUAUUGAGACAAAAGGAUAGGAAACAAAUCUACUUUAAUACCAUUGAUCUUAUUGUUAUUUCGUACUAUAUCAGCUUUGUGUUGGAGAUUAAUAUUUGGGCAGUCUUGAAUCAAGAAGUGAAAUUUUCAUAGUGUUUCCACAUAAUCUUGUUGUGAAAGCUUUCUGAGUUGGAAUUUGCUGAAAUGUAAGUAGUUUGUUACCAUGACAGUGUUGCUGAUUUAAAGACAGGUGUUCAGAAAUAAAUUUCUUCUAUAAUGUAAUGUUUAGAAUAAGCAGUAAUUUUGCAUUUGUAGCAUUUUGUCAGUUGGUAACCAUGGCAAUCACAUGUCAGAAAUCGGAGGAUUUUUUUAUUUACACAAAUUUUAUCUCUCUGCUAUUAAUAUAAUUGUUAUGUAGUUUAUAAAUAUAUAUAUAUAUACAUGUAAGGAUGUAUUUUUCAUAACCAAACCGCUAUACCUGUUUAUCCAUGACAUGACCAAUAAUUUCAGAAAAAAUGCAAAUUAACUGUUUCCUGCUACCUUUGGAUAAUGAUUAUGUUUACAUGUUGGUAUUUUCGUAUUAUUUGUAAACAUUACAACUACUUUUUACCUAAGUCUAGUCAUAUGGAGCAUUUAGCUUAUGCUAUAAAACAUG
Messenger RNA from Ylistrum balloti, 3827 nucleotides. RefSeq lists its product as uncharacterized. Bases 1 to 1206 code for a protein of 401 amino acids. The transcript has 12 exons. The record is from RefSeq and is a predicted model, not a curated record. Lineage: Eukaryota; Metazoa; Mollusca; Bivalvia; Pectinida; Pectinidae.